AAAUAAGAAUUUGGUUCCAAGAGUCCGAAAUACUUAAUGACGGUGUAUUUGGGGGUGAAGCUUAUUUAAUUAUUUCUGUCGGGUUUACGGCUCGUAAGUCGCGGGCAUCCACCUCUUUUAGAGAGAGACCAGUCUCAGUUUCCAAUCACCGCCGACUCGACUCAUUUCUUCACUUCCACAAGCAACAGCUCGACUGAACCUACCGGCUAGCUAGACUAGUACAUGUACCGGUAUGACUUGACGACUUGACUUCUGUGCUCUUCGAUCAUUCCCUGCUUCGUAUCGAGUGAGUUGAUACCCACAAUCUCAUGAAAGGCUCGAUCGAUCGAUAAAGAAGUCCACCAUGAACCGCAUUGAGCUGGAUAACAGGAGCAACCCCUACUCUCGAUCGAACGCGUUAAGGGUGUCAGACCACAUGCCCACCAUGCCCGAAGAUGCCGUGUCAGCCCCGAUGACCACUGCACCGGCUAUCAAGUAUAUGGAGUUGAAGCUGUGUGUUCUCAAAGGAGAUGGUUUGGCCGCCAAAGACCGAAAUUUUCUACUGCAAAAGACGUCUUCAGAUCCUUAUUGCAUUUGUGAACUUCACGCAGCCGGAAACAAGCCUCGAAAACUCUUCCAAACUAGGACCGUUGCCAAGACGUUGAGCCCAGUGUGGAAUGAACAAUACGUCUUGGACAAACCAUUGCCUGCAGCAGUGCUGCAAGACAAGAAUCAUCGCCCGACCAUUGUGCUGAGACUGUUCGAUUAUGACAUUGGACGAAAAGACGACAGUAUGGGUGUGGUGACGAUCCCAAUCCAAGCCGAGGAUAUCAACAUUAGCCAAUGGUACGAAGUGCCAGCACACUCUGCCAAGGGCGCCAAAGGAAGAAUCAAGGUGGCCAUUAAAACCAAGGUUCACUACGAAAAUGAAGAAUCCAUCAUUGUCCUCAAAGGGGCUGCCAAGAGACGCAAUACCACUCCUGGUGCCUACUUGGAUUGUCUUUUCUUUGGAGGCAACUGCAGUGAUCACAAUCAGCCACGCAAUUCGCUCCACAAAAACUCGGGUCACCGACGAAACUCGCACAACGAGGAAGUGUCGCGCCUGAAUAUCUUUGGCAGCGAAAUGAUCACCAAAGACUUUAUCUUGACACAGUUGGAUCAACUCGAGUCCAACCAAGACAUUGUGCUGCUCGAGCUCGAGGAUUGCUUUGUGUCGCAACGACGCAACGAUGACGACUCGAUGGAAAUCCCGCUUCGUAUCAAGGAAAUAUUGGCACAAGAUUUGCGUCCUUGGAGGGAAAUCAGAUUUGUCGAUGAACUGCACGAUGCCUGGUCCUAUCUCGAAUUUAGACGUCGGCGCAAACAGUUCCUCAGCACCUUGGAUGGCAUCUGCAAACAAAAGGUGAUUCCGGUGACCUUCAAGACUACGAUUCAUCUCAGCGAAUAUGAUCGACAACAACAACGGAGGCGUUCUGCCAAAUCGAUUACCAGUCUCAUUCGACACUUUCAAAAGGAUCCUAGCGUCGUCAAAGUGCACAUUGACACCAACCAAACAACAGUGGAAAUGAUAGAUGCCUUGACCGACUUGUUGAAAUGCGAUGAUCGGUAUUGGGCCGAUUUGACAUUAAAACUGCAAACCGACAAUCCGCCUCAGAGCCCGGAGUGGCGGUCAGCCAUGGAAGAGGCGUCGAACAGAUUGCAAGCAGCCAUCCGAGCCAGCGGAAUGGAUCUGCCGGAUAAAGAAGACGAAGGGGUGAUUGAGUAGAAAAGGCGUGGCCUAUAGCUUCUUUCUAACUAUGGUAAAAGUUGUCAUCCACGUUGGCUGUUACUUGGAUAU
Messenger RNA from Seminavis robusta, 1816 nucleotides. The record is from the annotation of a GenBank genome assembly. Lineage: Eukaryota; Bacillariophyta; Bacillariophyceae; Naviculales; Naviculaceae.